Phlebotomus papatasi is the source of this 6602-nucleotide messenger RNA. RefSeq names its product voltage-dependent calcium channel subunit alpha-2/delta-3 (gene stol). Gene Ontology annotation, cellular component: voltage-gated calcium channel complex. The transcript has 19 exons. NCBI's taxonomy places the organism in Eukaryota, Metazoa, Arthropoda, Insecta, Diptera, Psychodidae. Gene Ontology annotation, molecular function: voltage-gated calcium channel activity. The record is from RefSeq and is a predicted model, not a curated record. The coding region runs from base 1089 to 4874 and encodes 1261 amino acids.
AGUCCCUGUGAGAAUCAUCCCCUUUUGGAAAUGUGCUAAGAACACAUACAACCACCACAAAAGUUGCGAGAGUGUUUGGGGAUUUGGUCGCUUUUUUGGCUGAUGGGAUAGUCACGCUUGCGCGAUGCUAUAUAGUAAAAAUUCACAUCGCGUAAAAUACCUUACGUGAAAAAGCGCUCACAAAAUUGCAAGAAGGAUAUUUUCUGCCGGUUUUCACUGGAAAAUUCACAGAAAAAGUGCACAAAAAUCAUCUAAAGUGCUCAAAGGUGGACCAUUUGAUGGUAUUGUGAGUGAAAAUUGUGAAAAUUCUGUUGGAUUUUGGUGAAUUGGGGCGCUUUUCUGAAAUUUUCGCCCCAUCAUUUGGCAAAAGUCCCCGUGGAAAUCGAUGCCAAUGCAUUUUUGGCCUUGAAGCGUGUGACCUGGCAAGAGAAAAAGGCAUUUGACUGUGCAGAAAAGGAGCAAAAAACGAGGGAAAAGGCAUCCUAGGAAUAAGAUUUAGGUGAUAUUUUGUGGUGAGGUGCUGAGGUGAGCAAAUCCCUCGUCAAGAUACCCCAUGGAGGCAACUAUGGCGCUACUUUUAUCAUCCUAAUUAUUUACACCUCUCCCCUAAAAGUUAAACGCUUUUCCUCGUACUCGAAAAGCUCCGAAGGGGCUCCACUGAAAGCUUCCCUCCCAAAAAAAAAAAUUGUAAAUUGUGAAUGUGAAGAAUGUGAUAUUUCCCCCUGCAUGCAAAGGAUCUCAAGAAAAACGAUGAAAAGUGCUUGAGGAAAUUCCUACCCAAGAAAGUUCAAGUGUUUGUGGGAAUUUUCACAGGGUGCGGAAGAAUACAUUGCUAUAUAUUUCCGAAGGAGAGAAUCCACCCUCAAAGGAUUUUCCGUUAUUUGUGAAAAAAAAAAUUGUGUCCCUCUCGCCCCUUUUUCCAAUUUUUCCAGCAAAAGAAGAAGAGUGGCACAAAUUGUGAAUGACGAAGAAGUGCUCAAUUGUGCGGUAAAUGGAAACAGUGAGAGAGUGUGAAAAAUGCUGUGUAUAUUUCCCAAUUAGUCUGUGACGUGUUUUAUGUGCAAGAACGCAAAAGGACAUCCUCCAAAAUGGAUACAGUCAUCUAUCGAGUCGCUCUUCUUGCGCUCAUUGCGACCACGCUGAUGCCUCAAGUUGCACCAGAUCAAGAUGAAGAUAUUCCCCACAAUGAAGUACGAAAUUGGGCGCUAAAGUUCGGCGUAGAUUUGUGGGAGUUUGGCAGACAAUUUACCAAGAUGAACGACAUCAAAAUGAGAUAUAAAGACUCUGACGUUGAUGUAGUGAGAAAGGAUGGAAUUUUACUACUACGGGAAAUGGCAGCUGAAGUCAAGAAUUUCAUGGAUUUUAAAAUGAAUGCAGUCAUGAGAAUAAUGGAUUCAGCAGAACAAGCAGCCCUAUCUUCAGAAACGGAUCAAGAACCUCAAGCACAAUCCCAAAUUCACAAUCCGGCAGGAUCCGGGAAUGGAUUUUAUGACUCUCGACAUUUAAAUGAAUAUGCAUCGGAUGGGAGACUGGCUGAUGGUGCCAGAGAAAUGCUUCUGAGACCAAUGCGACGCUUCGAGAGUCUUCCCGUCAAUUUAACCCUUAGCUCAAUUCUCGUUCCUCCGGGAAUCGAUGUAAAUGAUGACGAUGUACAAGCCUCGAUAGCUUGGUCAUCGCAUCUAGAUCCACUGUUUGCCAACAACAUGGAAAGGGAUCCGGCACUUUCAUGGCAGUAUUUUGGCUCAAGUACGGGAUUUCUUAGGCGAUUUCCAGGUACUGCUUGGCCUCCGGAAGGACAGAAAAGUGAAAAGGAGGAUAUAAAUGAUUUUCGAACGGAAAAUUGGUUUGUCCAGGCUGCUUCUUCUCCCAAGGACAUUUUUAUCCUCGUGGAUGGUUCUAAGUCCAUGUGCAGUUCGAGCAAUCAUCAUUUGGCUGCUGCAACUGUUGGAGCUAUCCUGGAUACUCUGGGAGAUGAUGAUUAUGUGAAUGUUGUGGCUUUUACGGAUUCCGCAAAGGCUCUUGUUCACUGUUUCAGUGACAAAAUGGUCAGAGCCACUCCGGACAAUAUCAAAGAGCUCAAAGUUGCCGUUCAAGGUUUGGAAUGCGAGGGUUCGGGUAAUUUUACGGCUGGACUGGAGACAGCCUUCCAAGUGCUACAUCAUUAUAACCAAUCCGGACAAGGAAGUCAAUGCAAUCAAGCCAUUAUGUUGGUGACCACAGGCACUUCGGAGACACACGCCGAUAUUAUUCGUCACUACAAUCGGCCCCAUAUGCCCGUGAGAUUGUUCACAUACCUCAUUGGGGGUGGUGAUUCCGGGUCCAGGGAGGCACUACAUACAAUGGCAUGCGACAACAAGGGAUACUAUGUGCAGAUAAAUAGCGUUGAAGAUGCCAAGAGGCUAGUGCUGGAAUAUGCACUAGUUAUGGCCCGGCCAAUGGUGCUCUACCAAGCUGAUCAUCCAGUUCACUGGAGUCCAGUUUUUAUGGGUGGCAAGAGUUCAGUCCUGGGGAAGGAUGCAGAAAAUAGACGACGUCUUGUGACGGCUGUGACGACGCCUGUCUUCGACAGGCGCAACCACUCACAACGUGUGGCCAAUCUACUUGGGGUUGUAGGAACUGACGUCCCCAUUGAGGAAAUCCAGAAGAUGAUUCCCCAGCACAAGCUCGGCGUCAAUGGCUAUUCAUUCAUUGUGGACAACAAUGGUAGAAUUCUCUAUCAUCCUGAUUUGAGACCACUGAGUGACGCUUCGCAGUACAACACCAAAUUAAAACCAAAGUACACUUCCGUUGAUUUAACUGAAGUGGAACUACCUGAGAUCGAUACAUCCGGCAAUGCUGAACGAGAGAGUGAGAAUACAAACUUGUUGCUCGAUAUGCGCCAGGAGCUGGUGUCCCAGAAAGAGGGUGAAUCAGAAUUUGAAGUUCUACAGCAUUUGGACACCAUGAAGCGAAUAUCCCUACGUUCCCUCAGAUAUUUCUAUGGCCCAAUUGAGGGGACACCCUUUUCACUGGCGCUCGCUCUGCCGGAAAAGUAUGGGAUGCACGAAUUGAAUGCCCAACAGGAGAUUCGUCACUCGCACAUUAACGUGACGGAGUAUUUUAAGGGAAAAAGUUGGAAGGUUCAUCCAGAUUGGGUUUACUGUGAGUACAACAAUAUCAAUGAUAUGGAGCGUGAGCGAGAAAAUUCCGGGGAUUCAUUCUCCCAUGUGGAGACUUUUGAAACACCCGAAGAUCAAGUAUUGCACUUUUUGGCCAGGGCUGGGCGUCCAGGAUGGAAGUGGAUGUCGGUGAGACCACGAUCCCCACAGCCCCAUCAUGGUCAUGGCACCAUACCGGUUGGCCAUUAUUCGCAACACUUCAAUUCCGGUCAAAGUUCACGAAAAGCUGAACCAUAUUUCUGUGACCGAACUCUGAUACAGAGUCUCGUGCGUGAUGCAAUUGUCACUGAUGGAUUGGAUCGGGGACCAACUCAUCCCACACGCAAGGAGGACAAACACCCAAUCGCCACGUUAAUGGCUUUGCUGCACAGACAAGGAUACCAAAUGUUUGGGGUGACGGUGUCUUUUGUGGCAACGCGGUCAGGACUUUUACGCUGGGUCGAUCACAUUCCCCAUCCACCGGAAUCACCAGAACCACACUUCAGCGAGUCCAAUACUAGAGCCAUGGAUAUGACAUGGUACAAGAGAGCUGUGGAUCAGCAUGCUAUCGAACCGGACAGCUUUGUCUUCAGUGUACCCUUUGACUCUGGGUACACGGGCAAGAGCAAUGCCACACUUGUUACAGCAGCCCAUGCCAUCUUCAUUGACCACAGAGGCCACAAAGCUCCGGCAGCUGUUGUAGGCCUGCAAUUUCAACAUGAUUCACUUGCCAGGCAUUUCAUCAACAUUACAUCGGCGUGUACCGCAAGUGGAUGUCGAAAGACGUGUGCUUCAGAUGAACUAGACUGCUACCUUCUGGAUAACCAUGGAUUUGUCCUCUUGUCUGAAGAUUCUGAGCACACUGGAAGAUUUUUUGGCCAAAUUGAUGGCACAAUAAUGGAUUCAUUGGUUCAAGAUCGUAUCUACAGAAGAGUACCUUUAAUGGACUAUCAAGGAGCUUGUUCUGACCGAGAAAGCUCCUCUCUAGGUGCUGGACAGAAAAUCAAACCCCUUCGACCAUUUUCUUGGAUUCUAGAUUAUGGAAUGUCACUGGCGGCAACGUGGCUUUCACUGAUGCCAGCGCCCAUUUCUGCCUGGUCGAGAGCACAUUAUGGACCAGAAUAUUCAGAUCCAGAUGAAGAAUUGGAUCUCAAUUAUUCGGAAGACUAUGACAGCAAUUUUGAUUACCCACCAAUUGAAGGAGAUUUUGUCACGGCACCGGAAAUUAUCUUUGAGAGACCAACUGAGCCCCCACCAAGGCCUGUGACUCCACCUCCGGGUCCACGUGUUGUUCCUGAUCCCAAACACGCAAGACCCUGCGAUCUUAAAACAGAUCUCUACAUCUUGCAGCCGGAGAGAUUGAAUUCGAGUGGCCAGAGCAAUCCACUGAAAGGGAAGCUCACCAAUUGCCACUCUUCGGGCUGCGAGAGGCCCUUCAGUGUCCAGAAGAUCCCCCACAGCAACCUCAUUCUGCUCGUGGUUGACACACUGUGUCCGUGUGGAUCUAAACAGUUAGACAUUGAACCACAAGAAGUAACAGGAGGACGUGGUGCAUGCGGAACGAGGCGACAAGCAAAAGAGAAUCUUCCACGAAAGCGACCGCAGAAGUGUAUAAAUUAUCAUCCGGAAGAGACGGAAAUUGUACAAUGUGGCCGAGCCACGAGACAAGUAAUUAAUGCGUCCCUCCUGUCCACUUUCUUCACUUUCACCCUUCUGUGGACUGUGACGCACGUGUGAUUCACAUUUGCAGCAUCACCUCAUUAAUUCCACAUAUAUAUAUUGCUAUAUAUUUGUGGUGAUUGAGAGAAACUAUAUAUACAUAUAUUUAGCAACUUGCAGCAGAGAAGAAAAAAACAAAAAUCACGAACGGGUUCUAUUUAAUUUUACUACCGAAUACAUCGAUGGUAAGAGUUUAAUUAUUUAAUAAAUUACUGAUAAAAAGAAAUUUAAAAAUAAAUAAUGGUGAAAAAAUGGCACAUAAAAAAAAUUGACGGUGAUUAAAUUCACUCACACACUAAUAUUUAUAAGUGAAAAAUCAUUGAAAAAAAAUUGAAAAUUAUGAAAAUAAGGUAUUUAAAGUAUAAAGAAAUUAAUUUAAAUAAAAAAAAUGUGGUACCUUUAUUGUAUGACUGACUGUCUACUAUUUACAUUAAUUAAAAAGAAAAUGGCGAAAAGAAAUUGAACAAUAAAAGUGUGAAUGAAUUAAAUUAAUUAUACAUUUUCAAUUAUUGAGAUAUAUGAAGAUAUGGUGAGUAAGAAAAACAGUUUAAGAAUAAAAAACUGUACGGUCAUACACGAAGAAACUUUUUGUAAUUCGCGUGGAACAGAGUUAAUUAAUUUGUGAGACAAUAAGGAAACAAUGGAAAGGAAACAAUUAAAACAAUUAUUUAAAUAAAAAAAAAUUGAUGACAUUUCUUCAGAGAAAUUAGUAGAAAUUAAAUUUCUAAAUAGAAUUCUAAGUUUAAAUGGCGCGGUAAGUUAGUUGAUAUAUCUAAAUAAAUUUACAUUUAUUGGUAUGUUUGCACUGUAUAAAAAAACUGUACUCGGAAAUGAAAAUUUCGCAUCGUUUCCCAAAAAUAAAUAUGUUUAAAUAAUAAUUAAGUAAAUUAAAGAAAUUUUAGAAUGAAAUUAAUUUUAGUCCAAUAAUUCGUCGCGACGAUAUAUUUGUACUUCUAAUUUCACAAAUUCGAAAAAAAAAACAUUUGAAGAAAAUCUGAAGAUAGGAAAAAGAAAAAAUAAAAUAUUUUAAAAAAUACAGGGCUUAAUAUUGGAGUAAGAUUUUAAAAAAAAAAUGAGAAAAUAAGAAAAUUUUGACGCAAAAUCUCUUGAAUUAAGCGACGCAUACAAAAUCAAUGAUUGGCAAAGGCAGUAAAAAAAGUAUAAAAGUGAUUAAUUGAAGUGUGUACACACAAGAGAGAUACGAACCUGUAUGACAAUUUUUUGAAUUAAAAAAAAAGAGAAUAUUAACAAGAAAAAGAAAAUUGUUACUGUAAAUAUAUUUGAUGAUCCAGUGAGAAGAGUAAUGUUAAGGAGGUAAGAAAAAAUAUAGUGAAAUUAAAAAAAGGAAAAAAUGAUUUUAGUAAAUGAAUAAAACAAUUUGAUAUAUUUAAAAAUCAAAUAGAUGCAUUUUUAAAUAAGAAAAUUGAAAAUUCAUUUAUUGAAUCAUAAACUGUACAGAGUCUUCCAUUAAAGUAAAAAAAAGAUUAGUAAGAAAAUAUUAGAAAGUAUUAAAACAAUGAGAGAUAUUAUUGAUUUAAACUUACUUAUAUUUGAAAAAAAAUGAGAGAUCAUUAAAUAAAAAAAAAUCUUAUUAAAAAAAAGAAAUUUCUAAAAAAAAAAGGAAGCAACUUCAAGUGAAGUCAGUUAAACAGACAGAAAAUGGAGCAGAAAGAAGAAAACAAUUUACAUUAUACAGAUUAUACUAUUGCUAUUAUACAAUAUUACCAAUUAUACAUAUUUACAAAA